AUGCGUCCAGGAAGCCCAACCUCCAAUCAUACCUGUGAGGAAUGCCAUAAGACCUUCUCCCGAAAAAGCGAUCUGGGGAGGCACAUCAAAAUACAUACGGGGGAACGACCAUUUUUAUGCCCGCACGACGAUUGUGGCAAGACCUUCAUCCAGCGAUCCGCGCUGCACGUGCACUUACGAACGCAUACAGGCGAGAAACCCCAUAUGUGCGAGUUUCCCGGAUGCGGUAAGACGUUCGGCGACUCGAGCAGUCUGGCCCGACAUCGACGUACACAUACCGGCAAGAGGCCGUACAAAUGCGAGGAGCCGGAUUGU
Messenger RNA from Punctularia strigosozonata HHB-11173 SS5, 315 nucleotides. RefSeq lists its product as uncharacterized. The annotation marks the transcript as partial. Gene Ontology annotation, cellular component: nucleus. The record is from RefSeq and is a predicted model, not a curated record. The transcript is spliced from 2 exons. Lineage: Eukaryota; Fungi; Basidiomycota; Agaricomycetes; Corticiales; Punctulariaceae. Gene Ontology annotation, biological process: regulation of transcription by RNA polymerase II. Gene Ontology annotation, molecular function: DNA-binding transcription factor activity, RNA polymerase II-specific; RNA polymerase II cis-regulatory region sequence-specific DNA binding.